UACUUAAAAAGGAUCUACUAGUGCUUGCUUAUUAUUUUCUUGAUCAUGACUCAUGAUCUGACCUACAUGUUCCAAUUAUUAUUUUCCCAACUGAUCAAAUUAUAUAUGGUGGCUUCUGAUAUUCUUUCCUUUUCCUAAUGUAAUAUAAAUUGAUGCAGAAAUUGAAGUCUAGAGUGGCAAAAAAUGACUGCAAUCCUGAGUGGAACGAUGAAUUGACUCUUUCUAUUAAGGAUCUUAAUGUUCCCAUCACUCUAACAAUGUAUGACAAAGACACACUUACUGUGGAUGACAAAAUGGGUGAUGCUAAGAUAGACCUAAAACCAUAUAUUGAGUGUUUGAAGAUGGGAUUGGAGAAUCUCCCAAAUGGCUUUGCAGUUAAGAAAGUUCAACCGAGCUCGACAAAUUGCCUUGCCGGGGAGAGCACUUGUGUUCGGAACAAUGGGAAAAUUGUCCAGGAUAUGAGACUCAAACUAAGAAAUGUGGAGUCCGGGGAGGUGUCGAUCCAACUUGAGUGGAUUGAUAUUAGUGGUUGUGAAGGCCUGUAAACUUAAGAGCUAAAUGAAACUGUUGUUAGUCUAUGAUAUAUUGUUUAGGUUUAAAGCUUUAAUAUCAAGGGGUACUUGAAAUGUGUUUGAUGUAUAAGUCUAUUUGAUAAUAAAAUAAAAUAAACUUUUAUGGAA
Molecule: messenger RNA, 680 nt
Organism: Juglans microcarpa x Juglans regia
Lineage: Eukaryota; Viridiplantae; Streptophyta; Magnoliopsida; Fagales; Juglandaceae
Product: protein C2-DOMAIN ABA-RELATED 7-like
Exons: 2
Coding region: 153-545 (130 amino acids)
Source: RefSeq, a predicted model, not a curated record